Messenger RNA from Penicillium waksmanii, 204 nucleotides. RefSeq lists its product as uncharacterized. The record is from RefSeq and is a predicted model, not a curated record. Bases 1 to 204 code for a protein of 67 amino acids. The transcript has 2 exons. Lineage: Eukaryota; Fungi; Ascomycota; Eurotiomycetes; Eurotiales; Aspergillaceae.
AUGGCUACAAUCAGUCAGCUUCAACCACUGCUAAGAAGCUUGAUGAAAGUUACGCGUGACUUUGUGUCCGACACUCUGAUGAUUGGCGGUGCUACGGUGAAUGACAUGAAAAUGGGGAUUGUCACAGGAAAGCCCCAUGGCACGAGUAAGUGGGAUAACCAAGACUGCAAGAAAUAUCCAUGUCCCGUCGAGUCACAUCACUAA